Molecule: messenger RNA, 4605 nt
Organism: Coprinopsis cinerea okayama7#130
Lineage: Eukaryota; Fungi; Basidiomycota; Agaricomycetes; Agaricales; Psathyrellaceae
Product: nuclear pore-associated protein
Exons: 14
Coding region: 1-4605 (1534 amino acids)
Biological process (GO): mRNA export from nucleus
Cellular component (GO): transcription export complex 2; nucleus; cytoplasm
Source: RefSeq, a predicted model, not a curated record
AUGGCGUCGCUGGACACAUUCACUCAUUCCAGGGGUCGAGGGGCGUCACCCAACCACCGCGGUAGGCCUCUCUCACGCAACAAGCAAUGGGUCGCCAAUCCGAAUCCGACGAGCGAAGUUCAAGGCAGCUCAAGCGAAAGCUGGGAACGGGGAGGACAUCAUGGUGGUCGAGGACGUGGUCGAGGACGAGGGAGGGUCUCACCGCGAGGACGAGGACGAGGAACGUUCCCUAACGCUACUCUGCGCAACACCAAUAUCCGCAAGUCAACGUCCAAGUCACCUCCAAAACGGAACGAACAACUUGCUCCCGCAUCCAUCGACCCAGCGACCGGAUUCCAUGGGCUACCUAUCAUCUUCGAGCCCGAAUUCUCCACCAAAGAAGAGCUGGAAAACUACUACCAAGAGCUCGUCGUCGCCCGUGAGCAAGAACGGAAACGGGCAAUUGCAGAAGGCAAAAUGGACGACCCGCUUGUGCAAAAGCGUCUCGAGGAUGCCAUUACUCUUGUUGGAACCUGUCCAGAUAUGUGUCCCAGGUUUGAGCGAUAUCGUCGCGAAAGAGAAAGCAAUUUGGCUGAAUGGGAAACGAUUCCUGGAACCAAGCGAAUAGAUCACCAACGGGCAGUCAAGAUGUAUGAACGCGGCGCGGGCGACAAGUCUCUCCCGUCGGAUGUGCGUCCCCCGCACGUUCUCAAGAAAACCCUCGACUACCUAUUUCAAGAUCUUCUACCCCGAGGGGGACUUGAGCGAACAGCCUACUUCAUUCGAGAUCGGUCCCGUGCAGUUCGAAACGACUUUUCGUUGCAACACCUUACAGGGCCCGAGGCCAUUGAGGCCCACGACCGCUGUGUUCGGUUUCAUAUAUUGGUCAUUCACUUCCAACGAAACGCCAAGGGCUUUUCAAUGCAGCUGGAGGAACAACAGCUGAUGAACUCUCUUCAAAGUUUGAAGGAGUUCUACGAAGAUCAAAGGGGAAAGUACCAGUCGCCAACGGAGUUAGAAAUGCGAGUGUACCACCGCCUCAUUCACAUGCGCGAUCAGGUAGAACGUCCUGAGAACAUCCCCGACCACAUAAAACAACAUCCUGUCUUCAAAUACGUCACACAGUUCCGACGACAUGUGCAGAAGAAGAGUGAACCUAUCACAAAGAAAAGCCCUCUCAUUGUUGACGACAAAGCUAUGGACAUCUUCCGGCAAUUGGUAGAAGUUCUGCGCGGAGAAGGGAACACAGUGAUGAUCUACCUUGUCGCGUGCAUUCUGGAAUGGUUGUUUGGCCCAGAGACGAUCGACGAUAUUGAAAGCAUUCGUGGCGAUUUGUCCCUGUCCGACAUCAUCGACGGCAAAUCCCAAACCGCAGAGAUCCAGGAGGUCACAUCGGAUGUCGACUUUGAUUCACAAAUGGAGGACUACACGCAGGACGAAGAACAAGAAGCUGAUGUGGAACCAGCGCCUCUGCUCUUCCCCAAUGUCCCGACCUCUGCACCUGCUCCAAGUCAACCACAGCCAUCUGUUUUUGGCUCUUCCUUUACUGUACCCCCUUCAAACCAGCCCAUUGCUCCUCCACCGAUUCCGUCCCAACAGAAUGCCUUUGCUUCUCUAGUUGCUCAGCCAAACGUUUUUGGUACAACCUUUGGUGCACCGGCGCCGAAAAGUGCAUUCCCUGCCGUUCCAUCUGUUUUCGGUAGUCUGCAGUCCUCGACCCAAUCCACCUCUGCUUCGACCACCUCUCGAUCGGCACCAACACCUUCGGUUUUCGGCGGCAGCGUGUUCUCGACGUCAAAGCCGGCAGUGGUGGAAACAGCACUAAAGGCAUCCGCGCCCAGCAACCCAACACCACCGGCUUCAGUGUUUUCCUCGACCUCACCCUUUGCACAACCCCCGCCAUAUGGUGAGCCUUUGCCGAACGUGGUAUUCCCGUCUGUGGCAUCGCCUGCACCCAUUUCCCCGCAACCACCGCCUUUGCCACAAGCGCCACCAGUAGCCACGGCCACAAAUGAAGCGUCUUCAACAACAAAGCCUUUGCCUCCUUCGUCACCAUCCACCUUCCUUAACCCAAAGGCGACGCCUUUCCAACCGGGACUAUUUAAUAAGCAACCACGACCAAAGUCCCCUACCACCGCCCCUGCAGAACCACAGGAGAGUGUCACAUCGAUUGCAGCAACGGCGCCUGCCGUUACCCGUGCCAACCUCUCCAGUUCUUCAUCUAGGACAGCGACGCCUCCACCACUGAAGAUCGACGUGGACUUAAAAACACCCGCCCCACCACCAACCCAACCAGCGCUUAGUUCUCCCAUCCAUCCCCCACCUCCGCCGAAGUUUCAGCCGAUCUCACUACCCUCCACCCCAACAUCCGGUGCCCCUCCCAGCGCGGUUCCCUUGCACCUCAAAGGACAUCUCUCCACGCCUUUUGCAUCAGGGCCCAGUUCGAAUACGGGUCCUUUGAGCCCAUUGUUCGUUCAGCAGUCGUCGCCCUUUGCGCUCUCCACCGCUUCGUCUUCCACUUCGUCGUCUCCACUCUGUUCGUACCCGAUGCCGGGUGCCCCAGUUCUGGCCAGGGGGACCGAUAUUGAGGCCGGGUGGGCGUGUUUGAACGAGAUGGGGAAAGGUAAAGAGAAGGAGAAGGAGAGGGAACCUGAACCGCCUCAGCAACAACAGCAGCCACAACCAAAGCGACCACCUGAACGACGUGAACCUUCAUCCAAAGACCUUGCAGCAAUGGAAGGGCAAGCUCUCUCGUUCGCAAGGCGCAGUCAAGUCGUGAAGUCAGCUUUCCAAGUGUGGUCUCGCAAGAACGCCGAAAAAGCUGCAUAUCUCAGGGCAAUUAAACAGGCCGACGAGUACCAAGAGAGAAUACGGUUGGAGAGGUCGUUAAAUGGGAGUGCGCGGGGUGGUGCCGGUACACCAGAUCGGAAGAGGAGGAUGUCGGAGAGUGUAACUUCGGAGGGUGGUGAUACCUCGAUGUUGUCGGUGUCGCAGUUGGAGAGAAGGGGUGGGCAGAGUCCGCAGAGGAAGCGAGCGAGGAAGAGAAUAUCGAGUGUGUAUCAGGAGCGGAGGACGGACGACGAACUUUUCAAGAGGUUUAAGGAGAACCAUGAAGAUCACCAAAAACGCUGGGCCCCGGGUACAUUCCUCUCCUUGCUCAAGGCAUAUGUCAAGGAGACAGUCCGACUGGAAAAUAUGCCUUCAACGUGGCAGAUAUGGGUAUCCGUUAAUCCUGAAGUGAGCGACGGAACGGCGAUUUGGGUGGAGAGGAAAUUCAAUAUCCCGGAAUCGGGUGAAUGGUUGGAGGAUGUUGCGUUUACGAUACCCGUCACGAAAACCUCAUCUCCGUCGGGCGAAGCGCAUCCGGGACUUGUGGUGUUUGAGUGUACACCCAUCGAGGGCGUCGAUGAUGAGAUUGAGAGGAAGUACCGGGUUUUAGAUGACUGUACGAGGUUGAGGGGGAUUGUGGACAAGUUUCCGAGUGAUCGAUAUUACACUCCAGCGUUGUUGACAUUCUGUUGGACGAGCAACCCCGAUUCGUACUCUGCGCCAGACCUUUUCGAGAUGAUCGACAAACUUGUCAAGGAGGGCCGAAUUAAGAGCCAUGUCUCCAUUCCGAUGAACUCGAAUGACAAGGAUGCGGACGGUCAGUUUAAGGCGGCGUUGGAAAAGCUCGAUAUGGAUCUCGAGGGAGAGCUUGUGAAGCCUUUGAACAUGAAGGGUGUGCUCAAGCACUACCUGCCUACCCUCAAUUCGUUUAUCGACGAGUGGGUAGGGUCGUGUGCGAACGGCGAUCACUUCAACUGGAAGUUAUAUAACCUCGUCGUCCACGCCAUCGUCGAACUUCUGAACACUCUUGGGCAGCAAAUAUCUGUGCUGUGUGGUUUGCAGGCUGACGACUUUGCCCUUCCUGAGUAUGACGAUGGUGCGAUUGAUGAUAGCGAUUCUGCGUACGAGGUGGCCGAGGAAUGGCUUACCAAUAUUUCCUCCAAAAAAGAUGUGUCACAUAUCUUCAAUGACUUGGCUUCACAUCGGAAUAUCGAGCAAGACUUCCCAACUCGAAUCUUCAUGGAGCAUCUUGUUCAACUUUGGACCGAACUCGUAUUCCAAGCUUCGGGCGACCACCCCUCAUCCCUAUCCUCAUCUCUCAACAGCUCUGUUGCUGGCCACCCUGCCACGAUCUACUACGUAUUGGCUGAAGACCUCGAAACAUCAUUCCAAGAAUUCGAAGAAACCUUCCAACCAUGGCGGAUUAAGCUCAGUCAGAGGUUGAAUGUGACUGCGCGGAGAGAACCGAAGAGGAGUCAUUCGAUGGGUAGUAAUACGUCUGCUACUGCUAGUCCCGAACUCAAACGCCCAAGAUUAUCCACUCCUUCGAUCAAUGGCGAUUAUUCACCAUUCUCAAGUCCCAUGCUUAAUGGGAACGGCAAUGCCAGUCUGAACUCGGGAUCCAUUGGAGUAGAGGAACCCUCUCCUUCACCGAGUUUGGUUUCUUUGCCGCUUUCUGAGCGGACGGAGUCUGUAUCUGGUCAAUCCCAUGGACAGGUGCAGAAACCUAAGUAUACAGCUGCGUCCCUCAGGGCACUUACGGAGGAUAUGAGGAGGAAGUUUAUGCGGACCCGUUAA